Molecule: messenger RNA, 2037 nt
Organism: Closterium sp. Naga37s-1
Lineage: Eukaryota; Viridiplantae; Streptophyta; Zygnematophyceae; Desmidiales; Closteriaceae
Source: the annotation of a GenBank genome assembly
AUGGCAGCGGCAGCGUCGGCGCCUCCGCCGCCUCUGCUGGACGCAGCGGCGACGGCGCAAGCGGUGCAGACGUUGCAGGAGGUGACGGGGGUGGCGGACGAGACGCACUGCCGCCAGGUGCUGGAGGCGCACGCGUGGGACGUCAACGCCGCCGCCAGCACGCUUCUCGCGGUCGCCGCCGCGGAUCGAGAGCACUUUGGUGGCGCUUCCGCGGGCGAUCUGGGAGGCGGCAUCGGCGGCGGAGAUGCCGCCGCUGCUGCUGCCGGCAGGUUAGGCGUGGCUGCGGGCAGUUCCGGCGGCACCAGCUUGGCGCGUUCCGCCGGCGCAGGGGGAGGGGCUACAGCAGCAACAGCAGGAGGAGCGGGAGGAGCAGGAGGGGGAGGCGGAGGCCCCAUCGGCAACUCGAAUCUGCGCGCUCGGACGGGAGGGCUUGUGUCUGGGGGAAGCGGAGGCGGAGGCAUCGGCGGCGGCGGCGGUGGUGGAGGGGGAAGCAGUCCCGCCGCAGCAGGAGCGACUGCGGACGGCGCCACGGGCGCACUCCCUCCCGCCGUUUCCGCGCACCGUUCGGGCCGCGCGCCAGUCCGCGCGUCCCACCGCAACUCAUCGUCGUCGCUCCUCUCGCGCCUACUGUCACUCCCCUUUUGGGUGCUCCGCGGAGGGCUGGGGGUCAUGGCUAGUCUCUUCGGCCUAGGCUUGUGGGCGGCCGGCGGUGUCCUAUCCACGUUCUUCGCUUCUCUAAGCUCCGUGACGCUCUGGCUAGCGGGCGGGCCGCACCCGUACAGCGGGCAUCAGGGGACCAUCGGCGUGCUUCACCCUUCGCAGCAGGCCGGGGGAGCGGCGCAACAACAGGCGCAGCGGGGGGCCGGAGGGGGAGGGGGAGGGGGAAACCAGCAGGCGCAAGACGCGGCGGUCUUCCGCCAGCGGUUCGAAGCGGAGUUCGGGACCGCGCACCCGGAGUUCUUUCCGGGGAGCUUCGCGGACGCGCUCCGGCGCUCGGGCGAGCAGUUCCGCUUCCUGCUGGUGUACCUGCACGCGCCGGAGCACGCGGCGACGCCUCGGUUCUGCCGCGACACGCUGUGCGACCCGGAGGUGGUGCGCGUGAUAGACGAGCAGCUGGUGCUGUGGGCGGCGGACGUGCGCAGCGUGGAGGGCUUCCAGAUGAGCCACCGCCUGCACGCCGUGCGCUUCCCCUUCCUCGCGCUCAUCACCGCCGCGCCGGGCGGACGCGUGGCGCUGCUGCAGCAGGUGCGCGGCGCGCGGUGGGAGGGGAAGGGGAGGGAGGGAAGCGGAUUGGGGGGAGGGGAGGGGAAGGGUGUUGAAGGAACGAGGGAGAGGGGGGAUUGGGAAAAGAGGGAGGCAAGGAUUGGGGUGAUCCAGGGCUACGUAUCGGCGGGAGAGCUGAGGGCAGCGUUGGAGCGCGCGGUGGAGGACCAUGGCGCGGUGCUGGUGGCGGCCAGGGCGGACGCGGAGGAGAGGGCGCUCACCCGCCGCCUCCGCGAGGAGCAGGACGCCGCCUUCCACGCUGCGCUGCUCGCUGACCAGGAGCGCGAGAGGGAACGGGAGGAAGCUGCGAGGAAGCAGCGGGAGGAGGAGGCUGCGGCAGCACGGCGGGCGGAGGAGGAGGCAGAGCAGCAGCGGCAGGUAGAAAGAGCAGCCGCGGAGAAAGCAGCUGUGGUGGAGAGGAGACGGUCAGAGGCCAUGGGUAGACUGGGGGAGCAGCCAGAGAAAGGCCCAGACACCACUCAGGUGCUGAUCCGCAUGCCAGGGGGCGAGCGCAAGGAGCGGCGGUUCCUGUCGAGCGACCGCGUGCAGGCCCUCUACGACUACGUGGACUCGGAGGCGCUGGGUUCCCUGCUGCCGUCACACCACUACCUGCUCGUCUCCAACUUCCCCCGCACCGUGUACGACGCUGAAAAGCGUUCCAAGACGCUGCAGGAAGCAGGGCUGCACCCGCACGCCAGCCUGUUCGUACAGAUGGAGGAGGAGCCUCGGGAGGACGUUGAGAGGCCAGUUGAGCCCAAGGGGAAGGAUCUGUAG